Messenger RNA from Alternaria burnsii, 4350 nucleotides. Its product is annotated as trna uridine 5-carboxymethylaminomethyl modification enzyme gida. Gene Ontology annotation, cellular component: cytosol. The transcript is spliced from 5 exons. Gene Ontology annotation, molecular function: protein binding; single-stranded DNA binding; flavin adenine dinucleotide binding. The coding region runs from base 1 to 4350 and encodes 1449 amino acids. NCBI's taxonomy places the organism in Eukaryota, Fungi, Ascomycota, Dothideomycetes, Pleosporales, Pleosporaceae. Gene Ontology annotation, biological process: tRNA wobble uridine modification; tRNA methylation. The record is from RefSeq and is a predicted model, not a curated record.
AUGGAUUUCUCUGCAGACGAUGAACAAGCUCUCAAGCAAUAUCUCCCAAGUGAGUUUGGGAAGAAGGAUGGCUCCGUAAACGUAGAGGCGCAAAUCGAGCGCGCCCGAAGGCCAGUGGUCGAUGAAAGCAAACAGGCGAAGAAAGAGGCCGGUUCUGACGACGACAAGGAUUCCGACGACGAUGACAGUGAUAUGAGCGAUGAGGAGGACGAGUAUCCGGUUUCUCACGAAUUGAUCAUCAAGACCCACGACCGCGCAGUCACGACGAUUGCGCUCGAUGCAUCUGGAACACGGCUGGUGACCGGAGGAAACGACUGCACACUCAAGCUGCACGACCUCAGUGCGCUCACGCCGAGUACCAUCCGCGCAUUCAAGACGGUAGAUCCCUUCACGACAAAACCCUCUCAAACCGCAGAAUCGCAUUCGAUACAUCAAGUCUUGUUCGGCCCACACUCUGGAGGCCAAUUCCUAUGCAUUACCGCGACUUCACAAGCAAGACUUUUCAGCAGGGAUGGAGAACUUAUAUCGGAGUUCGUCAAGGGCGACAUGUACUUGAGAGACAAGCACAAUACAAAAGGACACACAGCCGAAAUCACGAGCGGCGCAUGGCAUCCAACGAAUCGCGAUCGUUUUGCUACAGCAGGCACAGACAGCACUGUACGGAUAUGGGACGUGAACAAGAGGAUGAAGCAGGAAGAAGUCAUCGUACACAAAUCGAGAGCUUCCGGUAGUGCAGGCAUGACAAGGAUGACGGCCAUCGCAUGGGGUGCGGCGGCCGAGGGAGGAAGCAGUAUGCUUGUAUCAGCAGCACUAGACGGAAGUCUGGUCAUGUGGGGUGGUGAAGGUCCAUACCACCGACCAACAGCAGAAAUUAAAGAAGCACAUGCGAGGGACACCUGGACAAGUGGGUUGGAUAUCAGCGCAGAUGGCAGGCUGGUCAUUACAAGAGGAGGAGACGACACGAUCAAGCUGUGGGAUACCAGGAAGUUCAAGACACCCCUCAACACCACAUCACAUCCGUCAACGUCUUCGCAAUAUCCGACAUCGAACAUCAAGUUUGCGCCCAACUCGCAGAGCAUAGUCACAGGAUCAGAGACUGGCCACCUCCACAUCCUCAACCCUGCAACUCUUCGCCCAGAGCUUGUGACACCAGUAACUCCAGGGUCUCCUUUAAUCACAGUCAACUGGCAUCCCAGGCUCAACCAGAUUCUCACAGGUUCAGCCAACGGUCAGACAACGAUCCUCUUCAAUCCCAAGCUCUCCAACGCUGGCGCUCUCACAAUCCUCAGCAAGGCACCUAAGAAGCGGCAUCUCGAUGAUGACCCAUCUCUCACUGUAGAUAUGGAUCCUCUCGGAAUGGCUGGUGAAGCACAUGAUCCUUCUGGCAAUGCAGCCUCAUUCUCAGCGCGCCAUCCCACAAUUGGUCUCACAGCAUCCGGCAAAAGCAGGGAUCCACGGAGACCGCAUAUCCCAGCUACGACGCCUUUUGCAAAGUCAACGCCUGAUCAGAAAUAUGUCAUGGAGCAGAUUGAAGGCAGUGAUAUGAGGGACGAGGACCCUCGGGAGGCGCUACUCAAGUAUGCGCUGAAAGAGGGAGAGAAGGCUGUCUUUACAGGUGCGUGGGAAAAGACUCAACCAGUUGGAAUCUACAAGGAUUACGACAGUGAAGAGGAUGAGAGGGAGAAGAAGAAGGCAAGGCGAUACGUCCAAGCCCAACUUGGCCCAAACCGCGUCGCGCCCCAACACCCCCACCCGCCUCGCAUCACAACAACGUCCACCCCACAGCCGUCAAUUCGACCACCGAAAAGUACGCAACCCGCCAAUUCCGCACCACCAAAAACAACAGCGACGAUGUUUUCCUCCACAUUCCGCGCCGCAGCUCGCGCUCCCACCUCGGCCUUUACACGCAGCUUCUCCUCCACCCGACCCUCGCAAGUCGCGCGCAUGACCGUUAUUGGCCGUCUAGGUGUUGCACCCGAAGAAGUCACCAUAUCCGGCGACAGGACACUGGUUCGAUACAUAGUAGGAACGAACUACGGCAAAGGCGAUGACAAGAAGACCAGCUGGUUCCGGAUCGCGAGUUUCGUACAGGGAGCACAGAAGGAUUUCCUGAUGAACUUGCCAAAGGGAUCGCUACUCUAUGUUGAUGCUGAUGCGCGCAUGGAGACGUACCUUGACUCCGAGGGCAACAAGAAGAGCAAUUUGAGCUUGGUUGCACGCAACUUCGACGUCUUAUCCCGCCCUCGUAACACUGAGGAGACGGAGACUACCGACGAGGGUCUUGUUCAGGAAGCGCGUCAGCUCUGGGGCCACGCGCCCCGUGUACGGUCAUUCAAUCGCUUCACCCGCUAUCCACGCACAUUUGCGACUGUGUCUGGCACUGAUCGACCAUACGAUGUGAUAGUAAUCGGCGGCGGUCAUGCAGGAUGUGAAGCCUCCGCAGCGGCAGCCCGCUCCGGCGCACGAACAGCCCUCAUAACGCCUUCCGUCCACAACCUCGGUGUCUGCUCCUGCAACCCUUCUUUCGGCGGCAUCGGAAAGGGUACUAUGCUUCGCGAAAUCGAUGCGCUGGAUGGUGUCGUUGGACGUAUUGUGGACAAAGCCGGCGUACAGUUCAGGGUACUGAAUAGGAAGAAGGGCCCUGCAGUGUGGGGUCCCAGAGCGCAGAUUGACAGGGCGCUGUAUAAGAGAUACAUGAAGGAUGAGAUGCUAGGAUACAAGGGGCUAAGUGUCGUGGAGGGCAGUGUGGCGGACAUCAUUGUCGAUAGGACGCAAGAGGAGGGAUCGAAGGGCCGGUAUGGGAAAAUUACUGGUGUGAGGUUGGAGAGUGGGGAGAUAAUACCAACAGGCAAUGUUGUCAUAACGACUGGCACGUUUCUUGGUGGCGAAAUACACAUCGGGCUUGAGUCAUAUCCAUCGGGUCGCAUGGGCGAAGCUGCAACUUUUGGACUGAGUAAGAGCUUGAAGGAUGCCGGUUUCACAAUGGGAAGACUGAAGACGGGAACACCACCACGACUGGACGGAAAGACGAUCGACUACAAAGUUCUGGAAGCCCAAGAGGGUGAUGAUCCACCCAUGCCAUUCAGCUAUAUGAACGAGCGAGUACAGGUCGAGAACCAACUACUGAAUCACGAGACACGAACGAAUGAAGCAACCCACGACGUAAUACGAAACAACCUCGACAAAUCUAUACACAUUCGCGAAACCGUCAAAGGACCGCGAUACUGCCCUUCGCUAGAAUCGAAGGUAAUUCGCUUCGCAGAUAAGACAUCGCAUAUCGUAUGGCUGGAGCCGGAAGGUUUCGACAGCGACAUGAUCUAUCCCAAUGGAAUUUCCUGCACAGUCCCUGCAGACGUACAAAACACUAUGCUCAAGACUAUCAAGGGGCUUGAGAACGUGACCAUGUUACAGCCUGGCUACGGCGUAGAAUACGACUACGUUGACCCACGCCAUCUUCGUUCUACCCUUGAAACGAAGAACAUUUCAGGACUCUUUCUAGCAGGUCAAAUCAACGGUACAACUGGCUACGAAGAAGCAGCAGGCCAGGGUGUAAUUGCUGGUAUCAACGCCGGCCUGAAGAGCUUAGGGAAAGAAGCCAUGGUCUUAACGAGAGCGGAUGGAUACAUCGGCAUCAUGAUUGACGACCUCAUUACCAAGGGUGUCUCCGAACCGUAUCGUAUGUUCACCUCCCGCUCCGAAUACCGUAUGUCCGCCCGUGCCGAUAACGCCGACACGCGUCUUACGGCCAUGGGUCGAGCCGCCGGAGUAGUUGGCGACUCGCGCUGGAAAGCAUUCGAAGACGAAGCCGAGCAAAUGGCCACUUUGACACAGGUUCUUCAAUCUAAGACUAUGGGAUGGACAGACUGGAACAAAGAAGGUUUCCCUGUUAGAAACGACAGUACCAAACGUUCCGCAUACGACCUCCUCCGUCUACCCAACACCACUCCAUCAAACCUUGCGAGCCUCCUACCUGAAAUUAGAGAAUUCACACAGCGCAUACAAGACCGCGUACACAUCGAAGCCACAUACGCACCCUAUGUCGCCGCCCAAACUGCCUCUCAAGCCAGGUGGCUCAAGGACGAGAACCUGAAAUUACCACUUGACCUCGACUACGAAUCCAUAUUCGGGUUGAGCUUUGAAGAGAAGAGGGCGUUGGAGGUAGCCAGACCAGAAAGCGUAGGUAUGGCCAGGCGAGUUGAAGGUGUCACACCGACGGGUGCGCUGAGGUUGCUGCAGUAUGUUAGGGGUGUAGGAAGGGAGGAGAGACAGGCCAGGAUGAAGGAGGAGAUUGAGGCAAGGAAGGAGAAGUAUAGGGGUGCGACUCCAGGGUUAAGUGUGGAGGGAUUGUAG